Messenger RNA from Bursaphelenchus okinawaensis, 4397 nucleotides. The record is from the annotation of a GenBank genome assembly. Lineage: Eukaryota; Metazoa; Nematoda; Chromadorea; Rhabditida; Aphelenchoididae.
AUGCAGGCUCAUUUGCGUGCCGUUCUCGACGUCACCAACGCCAGUAUGGCAAUGAAUGGCGGAGAAACGGAGUCGAAACAGCUUCUGAACGGGAUCAGUUCGCGGCUACAGGACAUCGACACCAAACUCUCGUUUGUCGUCGAACUUUUGUCGAAUCGAGCCGGUCAACAAGCGGUCGAGAACGCGGCCCAAUCCCUGAACAUUCCAGUCAGUAAGGUCGUGGGGAAUCACCAGUUCGAAGGGAAUCAGAUGAACAUUGCCGCCGUUAUGAGCACGUUGAACAACUUGGCACAGGUGGGUUUGAGUUCAAAGUUGGAGUUAUUUACUGUGGUUUAAGUGUAGUUACUAUCUUUUUUAACGUAAGUAAGAUGUAUAAGUUUUUAAAGCUUUUAUUUGAUUAGUUGUGGAGAGCUUUUUUCCAUUUUUACUGUAUUGCGAGACAUUACGAAGGAACAGAUCAGUUAGCGCUAUUACCUUCCCAUAGUUAAGACAUAGUGUUUGGAAAGCAGUUUUAGUACGAGCAGUACUUAAAUCUUUUCCCUUUAAACGUCCUUAAUAACACGGAAAUACAUUUGGGGAGUUAAUUCACUAAUGGCAUCAGCACACGUUGUUAAUCUUUUGUCUGGACCCAAAGUGCACAACUUUUUAGGUUUGACCAAUUAUCGACCAGUAGGGUCAUGGUUGGAUCACUUGAACGCCAAGUGGCCAGGGGAGUGGCUAAUCCGGUUUUUUGUCAAAUUAUGAUUUUAUUACGAUUCUUUGGCUUAAAUUAUAGGAUUUUAGUACUACUUUAUGCCGAAACAGUACUCUUCACUUACUUUCUGAUCACCUCACUAUAGCGACAAAAGACCCUCUUUUAAAGCCUCACUAUACCCCUUGGUAUGUUUUCUAAGACCAGCUUCAUUCGUAAUGGCGAGCCAGUCUGUAACCUUUAAUCCCCCAAACCAAUUUAAUUAUUAUUUGCAAGAUUAAACACUUUGAGGAAUCCCACCUCCACCAUGACGAGCAGUAUAUUAUCUUGCAAUCAAACCAAUAGCGGAUUAGCAUAAUUAAUUAAACUCACAUCACUGUUAUCAGAUGAUGUUGUUCUUAGAAUUUUUUAUAUCAUAUCAUGUUAUGACGAUCGUUUUGUGAAAUUCAAGACAUGACAUUCUAUUGUGCACGUACAUGAUAAAACAGUACUGGGGAUUGGGCGUUGUUUGAAUGGGGAAUGUCUUCCUGUUUCCAAAUAGGUAUCAAUUGAGGAAAAUACUUGUUUAUGCUAGUAAGCUUACUGUAGAAGACCAAUGUUAAGAUGGGCAAUACUAAUAAUAUCAAAAAUCAAUAAGUUUGAGACCAACCAUCUAAACCCCAAUAAAUAAUGUCACAAUUUCAGAAUCAAUCCCCCAAGAUGACGUUCCCACCCAUGUUCAUCAAGAACGAGAACAGUCUGUUAGGAUCACCUCAGGAAGGCCAAAGCAGCGUGGCCCAAUCCCUCUUCGGCGACAAUCUAGCCUUCACCAACCUCUUGGCCGCCUGUCAGGAGCGACCCGCCCUCUGUAUGGCCUUGGCCAACAACAGUAUGGCCCAGAACCUUCAGACCAACAGUUCGUCUCCAGGCUCCACCGAUGCUCCAGCGGCUUCACCGUCGGCUUCGACACCGAAAGCCGAGAAUGGCGGGGUCAAGAGCGAAGAAGCGGCAUCGUACGGCGAAGGCAUGGAGGAAGACAACGAAUUUGACGAGUUCGACGAUGAACGAGAAUCUCCCACCAACGCCUCCAACAUCUCUGCCUUAGGACAUUUGUUACAGCAGUCGGCCAAAGAACAACAAGCCAACGGAGAAUGGCCGUCUGGAGCGGACAGUGCAGCAGCGAUGGCAGUGGAGAGCAAGUUCCCUGAGGGCGCAGUACGCAGAGCGGCCGAGAAGGCAGCACGGAGUUUCCAAAGCACACAACCAAAGGUGAGUACAGUUAACGGCUAUUAUAAUAUGAAAAGUUUUGUCAGAUUUAAAAUCUGGUACAGUUUUUUGCCCUUUAGUAUUAUUCUUUUGGGUUCCACAUAAACUUCAUUAACCUUCCUUAACAUUUUGAAAUUGUACCCAAAACUCGAAAACUUGGGAAAACACCAAAGUUAACAAGUUCAAAAGUUUGCGCUACCCCACGAUUACGGUAAUAAAAGGCAGCACUUGAGAGUUGUGUCUCAGGUAAUCGGAUCCCCGUUUCUCGGGCUUGAAAGCCUCGAGGCAAAGAAAACCCUGAAACCAUUUGGAAGCAGGGCCUGGGAACUUCUUCAGUUACUGAUCCCAAUCCCAUAUCUCUGAACCCCCCAAACAAUUACAGAAAUUCGAACCGCACGCGUAACAAAAGACGAAACCGAAACCUCGAAAUGAACUUCGAAAUCAGUUUCGAACGAAAUUUAAAUGCACUUUUAAAACAUUUUAUUUAAAAUUUUUUAAAAAAUCCAAAUGUAAGGUUUUGAAUCGAAAAAUUGGGCGCUAGGACAAAUGCGGUUUUUGGACAUUUGCGGAUCUGCGGUUUUUAGACACUUGCGGAUUUUGGACAUUUUCGGAUUUUUUAAAAGUUUUUUUUUUAUUUUUUAGUUAGUUUAGUUGUAGUAUGGUACUAAAUUGUACUAAAGUUUAAAUUGGUGAGGUUUUAACAUAACAGUACCUUUUUGGGCUUUUAUUACCAUUCAGUACCAAAAAAUAUAAAACAGUACCAAUUUAAAAUUUAGUACUAUUUAGCACUAAAACAUAUUAAAACAGUACCAAUUGAAACUUUAGUACCAUUUAGUACCAUAAUACAACUAAAUUAACUAAAAAAUAAAAAAAACCCCUUUAAAAAUCCGCAAAUGUCCAAAAACCGCAUUUGUCCUAGCGCCAAAAAUUGAAGUUUUGAUAUCUAAAAUAAAGUUAUUGUUGACAUUGCUUUUGUUCCAGGUCUUCGCAUGGCAGAUUCUGCGUGAAUCCAUUACGGACGAUGAGCUACGCAACAUUCAGAUCUCGCUACGGACGUUUCACGGUGAAAGUGCGCAACAUCUGUUGUCCAGGCAAUUGCCCAAGGUAAAAACGGCAAAAUCUCAUUUUUUUAACAUUAAACAUUUUUCAAAAUUCAAUUUAACUUUAAGUGACUAUCUUAUUUUUCAACAAAAACUUGUCCAUUUUCUUAAUUUUAUACCUAAAACAACAUUCUUUCAAGCCUAAAAUAACAUGUUUUUUAGGUUUUCCUGUCAAAACCUAACUUUUUGGUUUCAGAUCCGACUGGUCGUUGAAUCAACGAUGAGCUACUUCAAAUGGGAUCAGUUGAGCGACGAGAUGCAGCUGAGCAAAGCCAAGUUGUUGUUGUCGCAUCUCAAAAACAAUGCCAAAGUGAGGAAUUGGACGUUGAGAGAAGGUCGCCCUAACCGGUGAGUUCAAUAAUCUUGUUUACGAUACGUCAUUUCGAGAGUCUGUAUGUGUUUACAGUCUUAAUAGUAUUACUACAGUCUUAUCGGUGUAUUUUGAGAUAUACUGAUUAUGGUAUUAAAAUGGUAGUGGUUGAACUUACAGUCUUAGUGUUACUGCCGACUUGACUUCUAUAUCUAGACAGCUUUUAUAGUUCAACUUCUGUUUAUAGCUGUGGAAGACUGUUUACCUUAUUAAGAAGUAGAUAUCUAACCAAGUACUAUAUUAUAGUAGCUUUCUAUCCAAAAGAUUAAUUAAAAGUGCAUUUCCAAAUUUCAAAAUUCGAGUUUUUGGGAUCCAAAUUAAAGGGACAGUUCAGAAUCCCACAUCUAGUGAGCUGAGCGAAUUACAAGUCGGUCGCAGUUAUUUGUCGCUAAUAACCGUCGUAUGUUCGCGAAAAGACGUACGGUAGAGUAAAAAACCGGAGAGUGAAACUGCAAAAAAGACUUGACCGGACCAAUCAAAUUAGAAUACCACGACUUAAUGGGUCCGAUUCACUUUCUAAUCUGCUUAUUAUUGAGUUUGAACUACAAUGAGUGGAUUCGAAAGUAAUUACCACGCCCGACCUUCAGGCCAUUUCGGGGGAUUGCACUUUAGGGUUGAGUAAAGUUAUUCAAAUUUCAAGAUAUUAGGGUUACAGACGAGGUAAUUGAUUGUCUUUUAGUCUUGAGAUCAUAAUUUCGUCGUACAGUAUAUUAUAGGACUUUCUAAUGCUUAACUUAUAUCUAAAUCGACAUUCACUCUCUAUUCCAAUAUGAUAUCACAUAAAACAAACAACUACAUAACUAACUAAACUACCUUAUCUAAAUACUCAAAUUCCAGAACCCAAAACAAUCAGAACGCCGAGAACAUUUGGAAACGAUACGCCGCUCUACUUGGCCCAGGAGGCUUGGCCGCGGUCCAGUUGUUCGGCAAACAGCCGGGCCUAGCCACUAGUCCACCAACGACCCAGUCGGACUUUGGCAAGUCUUCUUAA